AUGAGUCAUAAUUGGCGAGACAAGGUGUACAACGAGGAAUGGGAAAAAGCAGAGACACGGCAUCAGGAAGCCAUGGGUCAAUGGCGAACAAUUGGAACGGAUGUUUCCGAGCUCAGGAAACAAGUUAAGGAAAUCCAAAAAGAUGAGAAGCGCAAGAAUAUGCUCGAGUGGCUUUGGGAGGGCGACAUUUCCGUUCAGUAUAGAGCUGCUCGCGAAAAAUACAGUAAAGGGACCUGCGAGUGGCUGGUUCAAGAAGGUGAGGGUUUCAAGUUGUGGGAACGAGAUCCCAAAUCUUUCCUAUGGCUUAAUGGAAAAGCCGGCUCUGGGAAAUCAAUUCUGAGCUCGUCUGUUAUCAAAUACUUGAAGGACCAGUACGAACAAAACCCGGAAACCGCGCUUGCAUAUUACUUCUUCAGCUUUGGCAAUCUGGAGCAACAGAAAGUGUCCGCCAUGCUCUCGUCGCUUGUGAAGGGAGAGGUCAAGAAGGAGCUGAUCGCGAAAGCAGAUGGAAUGUUCCAAUAUCUCAUUUGCCAGUUCGAAAUCCUCAAAGAUGUGGACUCGGAAGCACUGGUAGCCCCGACACUACAUCGCCUCCCUGACGGACUCGACGAGACAUACAACAGGCUGCUCCGAGACCUAGGCCGCAGGUUUCAAUCGCAAGUCCUGAGCUCGCUCAAAUGGCUAGUGCUAUCGAGAAGGCCCUUGCAUCUCGACGAAUAUGCCGAAAUUUUCAUCUUCCGUCCUGACACUGUUGCCAAGAUCGACGCGACGCGACCGAGCGGCUAUUUGACUCGGAAGCUGUUCUGCGACAUUUCUCUAGCCUUUUGA
Messenger RNA from Colletotrichum chrysophilum, 828 nucleotides. RefSeq lists its product as uncharacterized. NCBI's taxonomy places the organism in Eukaryota, Fungi, Ascomycota, Sordariomycetes, Glomerellales, Glomerellaceae. The coding region runs from base 1 to 828 and encodes 275 amino acids. The record is from RefSeq and is a predicted model, not a curated record. The transcript is spliced from 4 exons.